Messenger RNA from Rotaria sp. Silwood2, 1545 nucleotides. The record is from the annotation of a GenBank genome assembly. Lineage: Eukaryota; Metazoa; Rotifera; Eurotatoria; Philodinida; Philodinidae.
AUGUACUCCGUCGGCCGUAGUGAUGUAGAACGCUACCAUCUUCCAUUAUUGCUGUUACAUACUCCUGGUGCCUGUAAUUUUGAUGAUCUCAAAACAGCAGACGGUCAAGUCUGUCAAACAUUUAUGGAAGCUGCUAAAAGACGAGGCCUACUGCGUGAUGAUACUGAAUAUGAAAGAUGCAAGCCUGAAGCCGUUAUCUUCCAGAUGCCACAACAGCUAAGAACACGUUUCUAUGUGAUACUUUUAUACUGUAAUCCAACAAAACAUGUAGACCUCUGGAAUUCGUUUAAAGCACAUAUGGUCGAGGACUUCAUGCAACAUGUCGAUGCUGAAACAGCAGAAGCAAUGGCACUCUAUGCAAUCGAUGCAAAGCUGAAAGAACAAGGUCGAAGUUGCAGUGAUUUUGGUAUAUCCUCCCCAACAUCUGUUUCUUAUUCAUUUGAAUCAAAAAUUAUCAACAAAGAAGAAGAACUUCAAAUAGGACAAGAAAAGUAUGCAAUGUUGAAUCAAGAUCAACGUUCAGCAGCAGAUGCAAUUCUUGCAAGUCAUCGUAAACAAUCAACCACCACUGCUGGCUCAUGUUUCUUUAUCGAUGGUCCUGGAGGUACAGGGAAAACCUAUCUCUAUAACACCCUGUACUAUUUAUUCAUGGGACAAGGAGUCCAUGUUAUGACAGUUGCAUGGACAGGAAUUGCUGCAAGUUUAUUGCCUGAAGGGAGAACUAUACAUAGUCGUUUCAAGCUUCCUGUACCUAUCUUAGAAACAUCUGCAUCAAGUAUUCGAACAAACAGCAAGGAAGCUGAAGAGAUUAGAAAGACUCAAGUUUUUAUCUGGGACGAAGCACCAAUGCCUUACUUCAAAGUCAUGCAUCUACACCAGAACAUGAGAACAGAACCAGGUGAAGAAGAGUUCUCAAAUUGGCUUAUUAAACUUGGCAAUGGUGAAUUAACAUCGAACGAAGAUGAUGAAAUCGAAUUGCCUAGCUCCUAUAAAAUGUACACAAGUGUGGAUGAAGUAGAAUGUGAAGAUGGUGAUGAUAUUACCAACUAUCCUACAGAAUUUUUGAAUAGCCUUACACCAUCAGGAAUGCCUCCUCAUAAACUUAAACUAAACAUCGGUGCAAUUGUUAUGCUUCUUCGCAACCUCGAUGUUCAUCAAGGUCUAUGCAAUGGAAUUUGGCUGAUUGUGCGACGUUUACUAAAUCAUACGAUUGAUUGUGAAAUUGCAACUGGAUCUAUCAAAGCAAGUCGAGUUCUAAUACCAAGAAUUACUUUGACACCGUCUGAUCCAUUUUUGCCCUUUAAAUUACGUAAGCAUCAAUUUCCUAUUCGACUCUCAUUUCCUAUGACAAUUAACAAAUCACAAGGACAGACCUUUGAUCGAUUAGGACUACUGCUACCACAACCAGUUUUCAGUCAUGAACAACUAUAUGUCGUUUUUUUAAGAGUUCGCUCUCUAACCUCUAUCAAGGUACAAAUCAUCAAAGAAGAAAAAAACAGUGAAAGACGUAAAACUAAAAUCAUUGUUUUCAAAAACAUUUUGUAA